UUCCUAGUCUAAAGGAAAAUCCAUCGUUCCCUUUUUAUUUCAGAUUUUUUUUUGUCUCUUCUCCUCUUCCAGAGCCAUCACCUCCGCCAUCGCCGUCUUUCUCCAUCUCCUUUCUGCCGGUCAUGAUGAUGAUAAUUGUGGUGGUGGCGGAAGAUAUCAAAUCUUAUUAGUCAAUCUGUCCAAAUGAUUUUUCUUAUUAAAUUCAGACAUUUCUGUUACAUUUGGUGAUGGUGGUGGUGGUGGUGGUGGCGAUGGUUGAGGAAGAUAUCAGAUCGUCGUUCCUUUAGUUGAUGGUGGUGGUGGCGGUAGCAGUGCAAGAGGGUAUUAUCUCUGUUCCAUCAAUUGAUGACGGUGGUGUUGGUGGUGGUGAUGGAGGAAAGAAGUAGUGAAGAUGUUCAUAGUUAUCGUUCUCUUCUUUUAUCCAGGCCAAUUGAAGUAGAUUUCGUCUUCCAAUUUCGACAUCUACAAUAGGAAUUGAAGGUUCUGCUGGAUUCAAGGUCGUGGUGAUGAUGGAGAUGAAAAGAAGUUAAAAUGAUGAAUUUGAUGGUGGAGAUUGUGGUGGUUUUUGUUGGAAUCAUGAAAUUGGUGAUGGAGAGAUUAGAAUAAUGGUUGUGAUAAGGUUGGGUUAAUGAAAUUGGUGAUGCAGAUAGUGGUGGGUGGAGGUGGUGGAGAUUGAGUGUGAUUGUUGGUGGUGGUGUGAUGAGAUUGGAAUGAUAAAUUGGUGAUGGAGAUAGUGUCGUCGGUAUUGUUUGAAGAUUUGUGAAUUACAGUAGCAUAUGUUUAGGGUCAGAGAACAAUAGAAAGGAAUUCCCACAAAUGUCAGAGGAUAAAGAGCUGCUUUAAUGUACCUAUGCUGUUCAAAGCCAUUGGUAGUGUGUGUGUCUGGUUCUGUUGAUCCGCUUUCAAAUGGAAUGGUCGAAAGAAUGGAAACUACAGUACUAAGAUGUUCAAUGGUUACUGUUGAAAGACAUUACAACACAUUCAAAUGCAACGUAGAUUGUAGUGAUAAUGUUCAAUGCAUAUAUGUGAUUACAGGUAAGAUGCUGAAAUGAGUUCUAGUAGCGGCGUGCUUGGUGAAGACAUUGUAUCGUACGGGAAAAGGAAGGAUUCAUGUAAGUUUCAGAGACUGCAGCACGCCAUUAAUUUGUCGUCAAGAAUACCCCUGUCAGUAGUACUGUUAUUGUUUGCUGAACACACGCCAGCAGGAUUAAUCCCGAAAGUUGAGAACCACGAGGAAGAUAUCCCGAGGGUUGGGAGAUGGGAUAUAUACCAGAUUUCUGAUUACAUUUGGAAAACAGACAUGACACAGUUUUCGCCAACUCCUAGCUUUGUGGCUGAGUUUUCACAGCCUGAGAAGCAGCUGGGUAUAUCAACCGUGGUACCCAGCAAGGACGACCUGCAAAGUUGGCUGAAAGCGCAAACUAUUGAGAAUAGCCAUCUGAAAGAGCAACUGCAAGAAAAGCAAGCAAUGCUUAAAGCAGUGUAUGCAAUUGCAAGAGAAGGGAUAUCAGAAGGGGACCUUUCAGGAACAGCGGAAUUCAAGGUUCACAAAUUUAGUUGCCAAAUUAUGCAAGCAAUGGGUAUUGAUCCUUACAAAGUGACCCAGGAAGAGUUUAUGCAACAUGAAGAUGAUGUACAUGGAGGUACUGAGCAUGGAGCUACUGAGCAUGAAGAAGAAGAGUUACAAUUAGUUGAGACAGAGCAACAAGGAGAUGGAAGUACUGAGCAAGAGAAAGAGAAAGAUGACGCGGAAACUUCCUUCCAUGAAGAAUUUCCAUGUAUGAGCCUUGCAGCUGGAAAUACGCCAACAAUUCUGCAAGCUCAAACUGCUGCAGAGGGGCACAAAAGACCACUCAGGACAUAUAGUUCGAGUAUGAAGAGUGUGACAACUUGCAAGACUCCACCAAAGAAAAGGCCUGUCGCAAAUCAAAAGCCCACUCCUACAAAUAAUGUUGAUGAGGAGCAGAAGAAAGAUGUUGAAGAGACACCUGUUACGGAUGAGGCACAGAAGAAAGCUGCAGAUGGUGGAGUUGUGGAUGGGGCAGGUGAUGAUGUAGCUGCAAAAGCCGUAGGUGAUGAUGUUACUGCAAAAGCCGUAGGUGAUGAUGUUACUGCAAAAAGACAACAAAACAACAAAACACACACACACACUCAAUUAACCUGAUCAAGAAGAGCAGAUGCAGGCAUCUUCUUGUGAA
Papaver somniferum (opium poppy) is the source of this 2198-nucleotide messenger RNA. RefSeq lists its product as uncharacterized. Bases 1049 to 2164 code for a protein of 371 amino acids. The record is from RefSeq and is a predicted model, not a curated record. The transcript has 7 exons. Lineage: Eukaryota; Viridiplantae; Streptophyta; Magnoliopsida; Ranunculales; Papaveraceae.